CGAUGCUCAACGUCGGCUUCCCGUCGGAGGGAGACAGGUGAACUGAGGCGACCGGUUGGUCCAAGUUUCGCAAAGCUUGUUCGCAAAUUUAGAGCUCGUGUGAAUGCAUGGAAGUCGACCGAUCUCGUUGACUCUGCUGUUUGUGGAAGGGUAGAUGAGGAAUUGUUGCCCCUUGUCGGGGCUGUGUGAAGACCGACUUCUCGUCUCUGAACGAUGGUUUCCGGUGAAUUGUUGACAGGGGAAUCGGUAUUCUGAAAGUCAGCAUUGGUGAAGAAAUUGGAAGGCCAGAGAUAUGGGACUUGUUCUGAGCUUGCUAGAGCUGGGAGUGGCAUUCGUCUUUUUCCUAUUGGUUGCGGCGUUAUAUUACAUAAGGAAUCGCAAGAGGAAUGCUCAACCUGUCGUAGGGUUCUUCCAUCCUUUCACGGAGGACGGAGGUGGCGGAGAGAGAGUGUUGUGGUGUGCUGUGAAAGCAGUGCAAGAACUAUUUCCACUAUACAGCGUGGUGAUCUAUACGGGUGAUCAAGCCACCCCCGACUCCCUAGCAGCCCGGGCUUCGGAAAAAUUCGGCAUCCAGCUCAAAGAACCUGUGGUGGUCGCUCGACUGUAUCAAAGGAAAUGGGUCGAAGCAGCGACAUAUCCUCGCUUCACUCUGAUCGGACAGAGCUUGGGAUCAGUGGUCCUGGCGUGGGAAGCGCUGACCGCAUUGACUCCUUGGUUGUUUGUAGACACCACUGGUUAUGCAUUCACAUAUCCACUGGCCCGUUUGUUUGGAUGUGUAGUAGUAUGUUAUACUCACUAUCCAACAAUCAGUUCUGAUAUGCUCACAAGGGUUAAAACGCGCACUUCAACUUACAACAAUAAUUCGAGGAUUGCAAGAAGCUUCUGGCUGUCCACGGCGAAGGUCUUCUAUUAUAGAGUGGUAGCCCGUCUGUAUGGUUGGGCUGGAAGCUGCACACAUUUGGCAAUGGUGAACUCGUCUUGGACUCGUGGCCACAUUGAGGAGCUGUGGAAAAUUCCCUCCAGAACCUUCCGCGUUUACCCUCCUUGCGAUACUUCCACUCUUCAGGCGCUUCCCCUCGAAAGGCGAGUGGAAAGUGGAUACAUCAUUUCUGUAGCUCAGUUUCGACCAGAGAAGGCUCAUGGUCUUCAACUCGAGGCUUUCCGAUUAGCACUGGAAUCUUUGCCAUCAAGUUCAGAUUUUCAAGAGGUUCGGUUGAAGAUUGUCGGCAGUUGCAGAAACUCAGAAGAUGAAGAGCGACUUCAAAUGUUGAAAGACACAUGCAAACGACUGAAAAUUGAUAAUCGCGUGGACUUUUGUGCGAAUGUAUCCUACAGAGAACUGGUGAAACUUUUAGGAGGGGCAGUGGCGGGUAUACAUACUAUGAUUGACGAGCAUUUUGGAAUCAGUGUUGUCGAGUACAUGGCAGCGGGUGCAAUUCCAAUAGCACACAGAUCAGCAGGACCCAUGAUGGAUAUAGUGGUGGAAGAAGAAGGACAACAGACGGGUUUUUUGGCAGAAACUGUGGAAGAGUACGCUGCUGCCAUAUACGAGGUUUUCACAUUACCACAGGAGAAAAGACUACAAAUGGCCAAAGCUGCUCGCAAGCGAGCGCUGAGGUUCUCAGCCGCAAAUUUCGAUGAAAGAUUCAAGGAAACAAUGAAAUUGCUACUAUAAUAUUAUUACAAGACAUCUAGAUGCUCUACUCAAAAGAAUUUCGAUACUGCUGCUUGAAGUUGCUAUCUCCUCAAGUGCGCAGAUAACCUUUACAUACAUCUUAAAAGCAAAGUCGUAUUGUAGAUUACAGACCUAGUCCAGUAUGAAGAUGGAAUUCGAUAGGAGAUGUCCGAA
Molecule: messenger RNA, 1849 nt
Organism: Marchantia polymorpha subsp. ruderalis
Lineage: Eukaryota; Viridiplantae; Streptophyta; Marchantiopsida; Marchantiales; Marchantiaceae
Source: the annotation of a GenBank genome assembly